AUGAAACUAGAAAAAAUCAAUGAGAGUAAGGAGCUGAAUGCAGACACGGCCUCCUACUGCUGCUCCGCGUGCCACAGGGACGAGGACUUGGGGCUUGGCCAGCCCGUCCGGAGGCGGGCCAAAUCCUGCAGCCUGUCGGCCUUGCCUGCCCUGGCGAGCACCAGGGAGUUCAGGAGGACCUGCUCUCUGCAUGAGCCCUGCCCGGUGACCACUUUUGGACCAAAGGCCUGCGUGCUGCAGAACCCCCAGACCAUCAUGCAUAUCCAGGACCCUGCCAGCCAGUGGUUGAACAAGCCCCCAAAGUGCGUCCUGGUCAUCAAGAAGAUCCGGAACACCAGCCUGCUCCAGCCCUUGAAGGAGCUCUGCGUGCACCUGAUGGAGGAGAACAACAUGGUCGUGUAUGGGGAGAAGGGCCUGGAGGCCAUAGUGAGCGAUGGCCGCUUCGGGCCAGUGAAGAGGAGGUUCUGCACCUUCAGGGAAGAUUAUGAUGACAUUUCUAAUCGUAUCGACUUCAUCAUCUGCCUGGGAGGAGAUGGGACCCUGCUUUACACCUCCUCACUCUUCCAGGGCAGCGUGCCUCGGGUCAUGGUGUUCUACCUGGGCUCCCUGGGCUUCCUGACCCCCUUCAGCUUUAAGAACUUUCAGUCCCAAGUUCCUCAGGUGAUACAGGGGAACACAGCUGUCCUUCUUUGGAGCUGGCUGAAGGUCAGGGUCGUGAAGGAGCUGAGGGGGAAGAAGGUGGCUGUCCCGAACAGGAUGAGCAAGAACAGGGUGCUGGCCGCUGCCCUGGACACAGAGGUCAGGAAGCAGUUCAUGCAGGACCAGAUCCUGAGCAAGGUCGUGAUUGACAGUGGCCCCUCUUCCCAGCUGUCCAACGUGGACAUCUGUCUGGAUGGGCACCUAAUCACCACAGUGCACAGUGACGCCUGUCCUUCAGGUGUGAUCAUCUCCACCCUGAUGGGCAGCACGGCAUGCAUGGCCAUGGCUGGCGCAUCCAUGAUCCACCCCAACGUGCCAGCCAUCAUGAUCACCCCCAUCUGCCCUCACUCACUGUCCUUCCAGCCCAUUGUGGUCCCCAUGGGUGUCGAGCUCAAGAUCAUGCUGUCACCAGAAGCAAGGAACACCGCGUGGGUGUCCUUUGAUGGAUGCAAGAGUGAGAUCCACCAUGGAGACAGCAUCAGCAUCAGCACCUCUUGCUACCCGCUCCCCUCCAUCUGUGUCUGGGACCCCAUGAGCAACUGGUUUGAGAGGCUGGUGCAGUGUCUGCACUAGAAUGUGCAGAAGAAACAGGCCCACUUUACAGAGGAUGAGGAUGGGGAGGAGAUUGGGGAGAAGGGGACAGGAAGCUAGGACUGUGCUCUGUGUCCCGCUCUGGUUGGGCCAGCCUGAAUGUGCACACUGUGA
This is a messenger RNA of Camelus dromedarius (Arabian camel), 1404 nucleotides long. RefSeq names its product NAD kinase-like. The record is from RefSeq and is a predicted model, not a curated record. Lineage: Eukaryota; Metazoa; Chordata; Mammalia; Artiodactyla; Camelidae. Gene Ontology annotation, molecular function: NAD+ kinase activity. Gene Ontology annotation, biological process: NADP+ biosynthetic process; NAD+ metabolic process.